Kickxella alabastrina is the source of this 981-nucleotide messenger RNA. RefSeq lists its product as uncharacterized. The transcript has a single exon. Lineage: Eukaryota; Fungi; Kickxellomycota; Kickxellomycetes; Kickxellales; Kickxellaceae. The record is from RefSeq and is a predicted model, not a curated record. Bases 1 to 981 code for a protein of 326 amino acids.
AUGAAGUACUCGGGAAUAUUGCACAAAACGCACCGACUCUUGCAUAAUCUGCACCAGGGAUACACACUGACCAUUCUAGUCACAUUGGCGCUGACAGCCUCGCUGUUGCUGACGGGCAUUCCGCCGGAAACCAGCGACCAUAUAUUCGCCCAGACCCACCGUCACCCGCACCACGCGCAGCAGGCAAACAAUAGCCGACCAAUUACGCAAAUAAUAGUAUUUGGUAAUGCCGGUGCCGAAACAAACGACCACAACCGUGCCAAGCUGUGCGGCGGCAACCUCUGGGUGGACCACCUGGCUGAGGCACUGAGCGCUGACCUGGUGUCCUAUGCCCACGGAUACACCAUAAGGAACAAGACCAUUGUGGACAGCCGCAUUAUCGCGAGCACGCGAACGGAGCGCGUAAAGUCACCAAUGGGCGAUGGCAAGGUCGAGCCUGUGUACAAGCAGAUCCGCCACAUAUUCCAGAACCCACCCGAGGACACGCUCAAGGCCGUCACUACGCUCUUCGUCCUCCUAGCCAACCCCACGGGCGAAUUAUCGGCGGAAGAUCAACAAGACGAAUUCGAUGCUCUGGCGCAGGCAACUAACGAGCUCAUACUCAGCUCGACAACAAGAGCCAGACGCCUUUUGGUUAUUGACACGCCCAUGGCUAUCAACUCCUCCUCAACCACCACUGGUGCUACCAAGGGCCACAGAGUGUUCGACAGUAUGUAUAUGGCGCAGCAGUUGGUUUCUGAUCCAAGCAUCGAAAUUAACAUUUAUGAUUCGCGCGGGUUUUUGAAACGAAUGCAGAAUGAGUAUUACAAGUACGGAUUAAAGUACCCGAAUCAUCCAUGCAUCUAUAAUCAGAUUAGGAGAUGUAAUAAGCCUGAUAGGUUCUUUUGGUGCGACAAGGACAGGGUUGGCAACAAGGCUCAUUUCUAUUUGGCCGAUGAUAUCGUUAAAAAGCUUUUCAUGGCGUCUGUGCCUCCCGCAUAA